CCGGGGUGUGCCGGAGGGAAAGGGGCAGCAGGACCAUCUGAGAUGGUCUAGCAUUGGACCAUGUGGAAGUUUCUGAAACUGGGGAGUCUGAUGAUGGGCGGUGGGGCCUUUGGGGGGUAGAGGGAGCAAUAGAGUGUUUUCCCAGGCUCAUCCCGGCCCCUCCCUAUACUCUGGACUAAAAUGGGGAAUACACUGGGCCUUGCACCAAUGGGGACUUUUCCCCGCCGGAGUCCCCGCCGAGAGGAGCCUCUGCCCAACCCUGGGAGCUUCGAUGAGCUGCACCGACUAUGCAAAGAUGUAUUCCCAGCACAGAUGGAGGGAGUGAAGCUCAUUGUCAACAAGGUUCUGAGCAGCCAUUUCCAGGUGGCCCACACUGUGCACAUGAGUGCCCUGGCUUUGCCGGGUUAUCAUCUCCAUGCAGCCUAUGCAGGGGACUGGCAGCUUAGCCCCACUGAGGUGUUCCCUACUGUGGUUGGCGAUAUGGACAGCAGUGGCAGUCUCAACGCCCAGGUCCUGCUUCUGUUGGCAGAGCGGCUUCGAGCUAAGGCUGUCUUCCAGACACAGCAGGCCAAGUUCCUUACAUGGCAGUUUGAUGGCGAAUAUCGAGGAGAUGACUAUACAGCUACUCUGACCCUAGGAAAUCCUGACCUGAUUGGGGAAUCAGUGAUUAUGGUCGCUCACUUCCUGCAGAGCCUCACUCAUCGGCUGGUGCUGGGAGGGGAGCUAGUUUAUCACGAGGGGGCCAUCUUGACUCUGGCUGGAAAGUACUCUGCUGUACACUGGGUAGCUACAUUGAAUGUGGGAUCAGGAGGGGCCCAUGCAAGUUAUUACCACAAGGCAAAUGAACAGGUUCAAGUUGGAGUGGAAUUUGAGGCAAAUACAAGAUUACAAGACACAACCUUCUCUUUUGGUUACCAUCUGACUCUGCCCCAGGCCAACAUGGUAUUUAGAGGCUUGGUGGACAGUAAUUGGUGUGUGGGUGCUGUGCUGGAGAAGAAGAUGCCCCCGCUUCCUGUCACCCUAGCCCUCGGAGCUUUCCUCAAUCACUGGCGCAACAGAUUCCAUUGUGGCUUCAGCAUCACUGUGGGCUGAGGUUGUCCAAGAACCAGCCCCCCACAGCAGCUGGAACCUCUGAGUCAGGUGCCCUAGGGCCAGACACUAGGCCCCUCUCCAAAGCCCACUUUGCUGGGUGACCUUUAGGUCCCAGGCGCAGAGUGGGGUCAGAACUAUGUCCUCCUCGGAACUGGAGCUGCCUCAGGGUCAGCUGAUGAGGCGGUGGUUUGAGGCUCCCACUUCUGCCAGCUGCACUAUCAUCUUACACAUGUUCUUGUGGUUCUGGACUAAGAAGGAUGAAGGGGUGGGUAUGUCUGGCUGAAUUUCCUCCCUCACUUCCUUCUUUGUUUUCCAUGGAUUAAAGCUCCUAGCCCCUUCCUCCUUAGAGCAGAAAAGUCUGCAUGGGAUUAGCUACCCAUCCUAUUUUCUCAUCCCAGAGCCUACCAACGAUGAGAAAGUAGGGUUGAAGGGCUAAAUCUUUGGCCUUAGCAAGUGGGGCCCACCCAUUCCCAGAAGGAGUUUUACCUCUUAACCCUGAGGCUUCCUCCUUCCCCAUCUUCUGUGCUUCCAGAGAACAACUUUGUCCCCACAAACAUCCCCAACUCGCCCAUGACCGCAUGAGAGGCAGUUAUUGCUUUAGUCUUUCAUUACAAUCACUGAACUCCAUUCCUACUGGUCCCAAUAUCUGGUGCCAGCAACUUUUCCUUUCUAGUCCAGUGUGUCGCAGGUGGGCUGGGGAAGAGGCAAGUAUG
This is a messenger RNA of Castor canadensis (American beaver), 1805 nucleotides long. It is a transcript of the gene Tomm40l, whose product is annotated as translocase of outer mitochondrial membrane 40 like. The record is from RefSeq and is a predicted model, not a curated record. NCBI's taxonomy places the organism in Eukaryota, Metazoa, Chordata, Mammalia, Rodentia, Castoridae. Gene Ontology annotation, biological process: protein import into mitochondrial matrix. Gene Ontology annotation, molecular function: transmembrane protein transporter activity. Gene Ontology annotation, cellular component: mitochondrial outer membrane.